ACACGUCAUAAAAAAUCGACAUUCAUUAGAAAUAACCUGUUUUUUUCUAUGGCAAUAACACAAGAUGGCUCAAUGUAGCUACAGUAAACUCUCACAUUUUUUUAAAUUAACAACCGCUAACCUAAAUAAACCAACAUUGUUACGGACAGGGAGAGAUAUUCAUCAUGCUCCACAACGCGGAAAAUAUUUCAUACGUUUUCAUAAGACCUCAGGUCCUGAGAGGGCAUUGCAGGAGAGACAGAAGCAGCACAUGGCUCGGGGCUUGCCCAAACAAAAGCCCAUUGCUGGAGUGAAACAAGUUAUUGUGGUGGCCUCAGGGAAGGGGGGUGUUGGGAAAUCAACCACUGCAGUGAAUUUGGCCCUUGGACUCACAGCUAAUGAUCCAAGUAAAACAGUGGGCAUCUUAGACGCUGAUGUUUACGGUCCCUCAGUUCCUAAGCUGAUGAACCUGAAGGGGAACCCAGAACUAACUGACAACAACCUCAUGAGACCACUUAUGAAUUUUGGGAUUCCUUGUAUGUCCAUGGGGUUUCUGGUAGAGGAUGUUGCACCCAUUGUCUGGAGGGGCCUGAUGGUGAUGUCGGCUAUAGAGAAGCUACUUAGACAGGUAGAUUGGGGACUGCUGGACUACCUGGUUAUUGACAUGCCACCUGGGACUGGAGAUGUUCAGUUAUCGAUCACUCAGAACAUUCCAAUAGCAGGAGCAGUGAUUGUGUCCACUCCUCAGGAUAUUGCCUUGCUGGAUGCACGCAGAGGAGCAGAAAUGUUCAAGAAGGUCAAUGUACCGGUCCUGGGUAUAGUCCAGAAUAUGAGCGUGUUUCAGUGCCCAAAGUGUAACCACCAGACCCACAUCUUUGGGGCAGAUGGAGCAAGGGCCCUUGCUGAUACUCUGGGAGUACAAGUAUUGGGAGACAUUCCUCUACACCUGAGCAUCAGAGAGAUGUCAGACAGAGGCCAGCCUGUGGUGGUGUCCUCACCGGACAGCCCUGAGGCUGAGGCCUACAGAAAGGUGGCGACUGCCGUGGUCCAGCGUCUACAAGAACUCUCUGGUUGAGUUAUUGCCAUCUACUGUGUAGGACAACUGGACAACUCGUCAUCUACAGGAGAUACAGUGCAUUCGGAAAGUAUUCAGACCCCUUGACUAUUUCUACAU
Coregonus clupeaformis (lake whitefish) is the source of this 1153-nucleotide messenger RNA. Its product is annotated as iron-sulfur protein NUBPL. Gene Ontology annotation, molecular function: 4 iron, 4 sulfur cluster binding; ATP binding; ATP-dependent FeS chaperone activity. The record is from RefSeq and is a predicted model, not a curated record. Lineage: Eukaryota; Metazoa; Chordata; Actinopteri; Salmoniformes; Salmonidae. The transcript is spliced from 10 exons. Gene Ontology annotation, biological process: mitochondrial respiratory chain complex I assembly; iron-sulfur cluster assembly. Gene Ontology annotation, cellular component: mitochondrion. Bases 65 to 1054 code for a protein of 329 amino acids.